AUUUUUACAAAUGGAGACAAAGAGUAAAGGAAUCAUAGGGUUUAUCCUUCUUGGAUCUUUUCAUAUCUAUUUCACCAUUCUCUUCUUAAUCUUGCCAUUUGUUGAAGAUAAAAGAGACAUGGCCGACCCAACCAGAGGGUGGUACAUACACGACUUUUUCCCAAGUGAAGAUUUUGCAGCUCAAGUAUUCAUCUCAAUAGGAAUCACCAUUGCCUCGAUUUGAAUGGUUUUCAUUGGUAUUUCUCUUCGAUAAGUGAGGGAGCUCCAUGAAAGUAAUUCAACUUAAAAAUUUCUA
Messenger RNA from Moneuplotes crassus, 295 nucleotides. Lineage: Eukaryota; Ciliophora; Spirotrichea; Euplotida; Euplotidae. The record is from the annotation of a GenBank genome assembly.